AUGUCAACUGAUAUUGAUGCUAGUCAACAAGUACAACAAUUGCAACAACAAUUGCAACAACAAUUGCAAUUAUUACAACAACUCCAACAUAACCAACAACAACAACAACUACAACUACAACUACAACUCCAACAACAACCAAUACAACAACAACAACAACAACAACAAGAACAACAACAACAACAACAACUCCAACAACAACAACAACAACAACCAAUUCAAAAUGUUUAUACACAACAUUUUAUGACAAACAAUCCAACUUUAAUUGGAUGUUUGUUCCCUUGUAGUAGUACUAUCAACACCCAAAGUGAUCUCAGUCUAAGAAACUUUAGUCACAAUUUAUUAAAUUAUCAAACACCAACAACACCAACUCUUUCUUCUUCUUCUUCUUCUUUUAUUUCACAACAAAAAGAACAACAAGAUGUUAUUCAAUUUUUUUCAAGCCAAGGGUUGACUUCACUUCUUCCAAUGGACUUUAAUAAUUGUUAUUCUUUGGAUGUUGUUGGAAAGUCGUCAUUGUCGUCAUCGCAAUCAUCAGUCCAGUCAUCUCCUUGGUCCUCUUCCUCGGUGGCUUCCUCACCAAUGUUGGUUGCACCAAUCUCUAUGCCUGUUCCAUCUGACAACAUUUCUGUUCCAUCUGACAACAUGUUGUUAAGUGUUUGCUCCCAACAACAACAAGAAGAAGACAUUUUGAUUGCAGACUAUGCAAACACUCAACCAAACACUGUUACAGUCUUUGAAGCUCUUGUAGAUGCCAAUGCCAAUGCUUUUGGUCAACAACAUCCAUUGCUACCAAUGGAGUUAUUGCCAUCAUCACCAAAGUCACCCGCUGGAUCAGACUAUUCUUCUUCUCCCUUUUCUUCUUUUUCAUCUGAAAAUGAAGAAUCUGAAAGUGAAGACAUUGUUCCAGUAUCACCUAGAGUUACUAAAAAGAGUGUACCAAAAAAGGUGGUUUCUCCAAAACAACAACAACAACAAAAGAAAAAACCAGUCGCCAAGUCAACACCCAAAUUUGUUGCUGCUGCCAACCAAUCACAAGGAAUGAUUAUGACCCUUUUAUCAAGUGCCAAUGUUGCAGUAGAGAAUGGAAACAUGAAUCCUUGGAGAUUAAAGUUAUCUGGUUCGUUUGUUCGUAAGGACGGGUCACCUAUCAAAUGGCAACAUAUUGUUGUGAAUGCAUCGGUGCAUCCUGAUCACAGCGAGACUUACAACAUUGAAAACCAAUCUGCUAAUGUUAUGGAUGACGGGUCUGUCAACAUCAAGGGUAUCAAGGUGACCAAGGCAGUACGUAGUCGUAGCCGUGCCUCUCAAGGUAGUCCAAAUGUUCAAACGUUCAGGUUGUGCCUUGCAGCCUAUGACAAGUUCAACGGACUCUACGUUCCCAUUCCCAACUGCUUCAUCGAGUCUGAUGACAUUACCUACUUGGCCAACACCAAAAACAUGUUACCACCCACCAUUGUCUCUAUCGAGAGGACUUUUAAUCUAUCAAAGAGUGAUGAUUUGACGCUUGCAGUCUAUACAUUACAGCAGACUGAUAAUUUCCAAGGUGUACAAGUGGUUGCCAACAUUUCAUUUUCAAGUCAAGCAAGAGAAGUUCCAUUUCGUACACAAAUACUCCAAAUUAUUAUGAAUUAA
Molecule: messenger RNA, 1635 nt
Organism: Cavenderia fasciculata
Lineage: Eukaryota; Evosea; Eumycetozoa; Acytosteliales; Cavenderiaceae
Exons: 2
Coding region: 1-1635 (544 amino acids)
Source: RefSeq, a predicted model, not a curated record